Molecule: messenger RNA, 5399 nt
Organism: Pangasianodon hypophthalmus (striped catfish)
Lineage: Eukaryota; Metazoa; Chordata; Actinopteri; Siluriformes; Pangasiidae
Exons: 7
Coding region: 186-872 (228 amino acids)
Molecular function (GO): zinc ion binding; DNA binding
Source: RefSeq, a predicted model, not a curated record
GUGACGGGCUGCUAGGCGCUGCUAAGGCCGCGUUAGCACGGACCUGGUUAUUAGCUGCGGAUUAGAGGUCGAUUUUUUUUCUCCUCCUCAGCCGAAUUACAGACCUGCCCUCUCCCACCCCCUUCACCCCGCCCCUCCCCCUCCCCCCCCUUUUUUUUUUUUUAAAAAACCUCAGAUCGUGAGCGAUGGCUCAGGAGACGAAUCAGACGCAGGUGCCGAUGCUUUGCACCAUGGGAUGCGGCUUCUACGGAAACCCCCGUACCAACGGCAUGUGCUCGGUCUGCUAUAAGGAGCACCUGCAGCGGCAGCAAGCGGGCGGGCGGAGCAGCCCACCUGGCGAUAAAGCUGCUACCUCGCCAUCAGGGUCUCCAGGAGCCCCCGCUGUAACCGUGGAGACGGACCCUGACCCCGUCUCGGAAACGGUAGCUCCUUCAGAGGAGACCAGCAGCUCGUCCAGUCCAGUCACUCAGCAGAUGACGGCCAUGAGCAUCUCCCAGGACACUGCAGCCACCGACUCGGACCGAGCGGACGCCGAGGAGGAAGAGGAAGAUGAAGCAUCGUCCAAAAGCACGGGUCCAGCCGCAGAGGCAGCGCAGACCUCCUCAGACGGAGAUCAGACCCCCGACAAGAGCAAGAAGAAGAACCGAUGCUUCACCUGCAGAAAAAAAGUCGGACUCACAGAGAGAAAAAAAGACAGGCUGGUGAGCGGCUCUAAUGCUUCGACUGUCGCUGUGGUAACCUGUUCUGCGCGAUCCACCGCUACUCGGAUAAACACGACUGUCCGUACGAUUACAGAGGAGCGGCGGCCGCUCAGAUCCGCAAAGAGAACCCCAUCGUGGUGGCAGAGAAGAUCCAGAAGUUAUGAGGACUGAUGAUUAAAAAAACAAAAAAACAAAAAAAAAACAAAAAAAACAGAAAUGUGUUUGACCUGCAGGUUUUAUCAGAACAAUGCCGAUUUGUGAUACGGCUCCAUUUCUCCGUGGUAGGAAGAAGCGCUGCACACGUCUGCCCUGAAACCCCACGUCUUCCCCGACUCUCUCUUAGAGUGGCAUAACAGUGUGUGUGUGUGUGUGUGUGUGUGUGUGUGUGUGUGUGUGUGUGUGUGUGUGGUCGAGAGUCAGGGGCAGCACUCGGGGGUCUGGUGGGCAUUUUUGGUUUGUUUUUUUGGGAGGGAGGACGUUUACGUUUACGUUUUUUCGGGAUUUGGGAUUAAUUGGUGUGAUCUCUGAGAAAAGGGAGCAGGAGGUUUAUGGGACGGAGAUUUCAUCCCUUAUUUUAGUCCUUUUAUGAUUUCUUUUUUUUUCUCUUCUGACAUGUUGUUGAUUUAUCAGUUUCCAGAGCUUCUCUUUCACUUCGAGUGAGUGCGUGUGUGAGUGAACGAGUGACAGAUUUGUUUCUUUUCCGCUUUUUCCCCGUUCCUGCUUUAAUGAGCGUAUGAAAGCGUUAUCAGAGGAUCUAUAUUAAUAUAUUGUAGUUAGCUCGAAUUGUGUGAUUGCGUCCUAUUUAUUAUUAUUAUUAUUAUUAUUAUUAUUAUUAUUAUUUUUAAAAUUUUCAUUUGCUCGAGUUGUGCUGGAAGCAUGUAGCGGGAGGGAAAAAAACCCAGCUUUGUCCUUAAUCUUUCGAUUAUUUGAUGCGGCUGAGCCACAGACAAGAGACUAUCCAUCGAAUCGAAGCACAACAUGAUUGCGAUGAUCCGAGCACAAACACGGGAGGAAAGUAAAUCGGAGAGUAAAUCGAAUCUUGGACGCCUUCGCUCCGGAGCAAAUAUUAUUUCUUUUGUCGACCACAAAUAUUCCUGACCACCAGCAGACCAGCGAAUGCCGGACACAUGGAAACGCCGUCCGUUAUCUGUGCUUUCUUCAGCUACAUGAGCACGCCGUGCUUUGAUGAUGUCACACAGGAAGUCGUCACUGCUUCCAGGAAGACAGACGGGACUUGCAUUCCUGUACGGUGAUUAGCACCGACACUAGAACCAGGCUAAACGUUUCGGCAUUUUACAGCGCUACCCGCGGCGCAGCGCGUGGCCGAACCGCGGAUUCGUCCUCAUUCACAGGCGCCGUUUAUACGAUACAUCACAGCGCGCAAUAUUGUUCUUAUUUUCCGAACAUCAUGAUGUGAUAAUAUCGUAAAACCACAAUUUAAAUCUAUCUUUUUUUUUUUUUUUUCUUUUCCCCAGGCAUAUGUAUAUACCACAUGGCUACUUAUCCAUAUAGUUAUAAUCCAGUGUAGAACGUGACGAGGUUAGUGCGCAGGCGAGGGUGAGAUAAUACUUAAUUAAACUACGUGUAUGUUCUCAAUCGUAUGUAUCCAGUGCUAAUCUGCUGCUCGUACCCAAGCAGACAAAUGAAGGACGAGUGUGUGUCGGGGUGGGGAGGCUUUUUAUUUAGUCAAAAGGGCUGAAGUGAGUGGGCGUGGUCAAGAGGGGUGGGGGGAGGAGUUUGGGGCGGGGUUGGGUUGCAUUGUUUCUACAGUAUUCGUCUUUUAACAUCGUCGUAAAGUUUUGAGGUCCGCUCGUUUUUCUUUUUCUUUUUUUUUUUUUUGCAUCGCUCAUCUAAAACCAUACAUUUCAGAAUCUGAUGGUUUGUAGGGGUGUGUGUGUGUGUGUGUGUGUGUGUUUUUUGUUUUAAAGACUUUUAACGUUUUCAUUUGUUUUUUUAAAACUAAUCAAAGGCACAAAGAGAGAAGGUUUGACCCAAAUAAAACGACCUGGUUUGCAUAGAUAUGGAAAUAACUUUAGUGCACCUACGCACUUCUUCCUCUCUUUACGUAUCUAUUCGCUCCUGUUUUGGGACGAUUCAUUUCUAAAUUCUUCGUCCGAACUGCUCGAGGGCCGUCCACAUGCCUCGAGCUUUCAUCAGCUUCCAGAAGAGUAGGAGGAUCACAGCUGUCCAUCAGAUGAGGGGGCGGGGCAGUAAGCAGCAACGCGUGAUUCGUGAGGGAGGGAGGAAGGUGCACGUUUUAUUGUUGACUGAUCAAAUAAAAUGGCAGCAACGCAAGAUUAUAGAGAAUCGCAUUAACUAAUAGAGAACUUUAAAAUUAAAAUUUGACUCAAGGGGUUUGAAUUUUGAAGUUAAGUAAACGCUUAAGACUCAGACUCAUCCCAUCCUUACCAUUUAACCUUUUAACAGAUAAACAGAUUUUAAAAAUGUAGUUAGUGUUCAAGUUACAUUUAUUCUGUUGUUCAAAUGGAAGCAUGACUCGGUCUUCGACUUAACCUUUAUUUCGAUGAAUAAUGUGCAAUGCAUUGCAUAAGUAUUCACCCCCUUGACCUUUUUCACGUUUUGUACUGCUACAACCUGGAACUGAAAUGGCCUUAACUGGGAUCAUGUCAUCAAUCUUUACAAAAUAGCCCAUAAUAUAGAACGGCAGGGAAUAUCUAUAUAGUUCAUAAAAUUAUUUACAAAUAAAACACAAAGGUGAAGCACCGGAGUAUGGAAAACCCCUAAAUUAGUUCCGGUGCAGCCAGUCGCCAUCAGAAGUCGCAUCUACAAUAUCUCAGGAUCUCUAGAGUGUGUUAGAGAACAUACCAAAACACAGCAUCAUGAAAACCAAGCAGCAAUCAAAAGAAAUCCAGGACAGAGUUCUGGAAAAGUGUCAAGCAACGUUUGAUUAUAAAAAAAUAUCCCAGACAUCCUGCAGAGUGACAUUAAAGCCAUUAUUUAAAAAAUAAAUGGAAAGAAUAUGGCACAACUGCAGCUCUGCCUCGAGGAUGAGAACGUCCACCGAAAGCCAGUGAAAAGAGGGAUAAAAAAGAGAUUAGUCAGAGAAGCAACCAAGAGACCGAGGGGAACGCCGAACAUGAUGCUGCCACCACCAUGCUUCACAGUAGGGAUGGCUUUCUCAGGGUGAUGAGCGAUGUUGUUUUAGUGCCAAGGCUGAAAAAUUCACCUUUGGUCUUAUCAGACUAGAGAACUUUUGUUAAGUCUCCAAUAUUCUGAUUUUUUUUUCCUUUUCUUAUUUUUUCUUCUCAUCACUUUUCCAUAAAGUCCAGCUUUGUGAUUAUCCUUCUCCCCUCUGAGCUGUGGCUCUCUCCAUCCCCUUGGUCUCUCUUCACCCGCUCACUGGCUGUCAGUGGAUCUGGUUUGGUAGCUCCUUCAUGGCCAGGUCUUCACGCUGCUGUGCGAUUAGGUAUGUUCUCCAGCAAACUCUGGGUUCUUCCAGGAACAGGUGUAUUUAUAUUGAGAUAUUAUAUACUUUAAUUACACACAGAUCAACUCUUUUUAACUAAAUGUGUGUAGUUAAAGUGUAUAAUAUCUCAAUAUAAAUACACCUGUUCCUGGAAGAACCCAGAGUGUGUUAGAGAUAUUAUACACUUUAAUUACACACACAGAUCAACUCUUUUUAACUAAAUGUGUGACUUCCGAACUAAUUUAAGAGGCUUCAGUACUCCAAUACGUCACCUUUGUUUUUUAUUAGUGAAUAAUUUUGCUAAACUAUAUAGAUUUUUUCCCUCCACUUGCAUAUUAUGCACAAUUUUGUGCAGAUUCAUGACACCUAAUCCUAAUCUAAGUCCACUUCAGUUCCAGGAUGUAAUGAUACUAAAUGUGGAAAUGGUUAAAAGGGGGUGAAUACUUAUGCACUGUAUGUAUAACAUUACUAGGUGUGUUUCUACCACAAGCAGCUUUAAGUGCUAGGAGGAUUUAGGUGGGAUUAGUUGUACUAAUCAUCACUGAUUUGAUCAAACACAAGCUUCACGGCUGUUGUUAUAAAUCUGUUCAGCUUAAACAGAAUUACUAAAGCUUGUUUUAUAUCAGUUUCGAGCACAGAGUUACAUUUAGAGAUUAAUUAGUGAGCUCAUUUGCAUAUUACAGCGUAUGAUCCGUAUAUCAGUAGGAUGCUUGAAGUUUUUUGGUGACGACGAUUAAGCGAACGAUGCAUCAUGCAGCGCUAGUAUUUUCACCGGAGAUUAUUUAAAAAUUAAAACAGGAAAUAAGGAAAUGACUAAAUUGAAUGUAACUGAUCAGUUGUGUUUUUCUGUUUCUUUUUUCUUUUUUUAAAUUGACGCAUCACCGUCGUGCACCUCCAUUCAUAAAAAAGCAUCUUCUGUAAUGACUCCGUGUGUUGUAUUUUGUGGAACCGUACGUUAUUCUGUCGAUCUGACCCGUGUGUGUUGAUCGUAAACGUUUGUAACACGACAUCGAAACUGCAGGAUACCUCAGAAAUGCACGUGACGAGAGCAGAUUGAGCGGUUUUGUACAUUAAAAAGAAGUCCAGCUGCAGUUUUUGUGUUCGUUUAAAUCGUUUGUCCCGGUUUUGUUUUGUUUUUUUCCAGUCUGCUGUGAUGCACCAUUCUACAGACACACCACCGAUUUUUAUUAGAUUUUUUUUUUCAGAUUUUUUUUUUUUGAUGUGUAAGAAUAAGUAUAAACACAAUAAAAUCAAAGUUUAUUUUAAAAUUA